UAAAAUUUAAUCUUUCGUACAAAACCGGCUAAAGUCUAUCCUAAUGUUACAACAUGCACAAAAUUUUCCAUUUGUAUCGCCUGUGCUUUGAUUGAAACCAAAGGACAAUAGGUGGAUAAGCAUCCAUAUCCUCAAUUAGUUUAAUGCCGCUAUCAGAAAGAAUCGCGGCGUUGGGGGGUCACGACCGACGAUAUAUUUAGUCCAGUUUCGAUGGCUGAUGGGUCGCACGAGCGUUGGGGCAGCCAGCUAGAGUAUCUGCUGUCAUGUCUAGGAUACGCCGUCGGAAUUGGAAACAUUUGGAGAUUCCCAUAUUUGUGUUAUAGGAAUGGAGGAGGUGCAUUUCUCAUACCGUAUUUCCUGACGCUUGUCAUCUGCGGCAUCCCGCUCGUGUAUCUAGAGACGACGUUGGGACAGUUUGCGAGCGCAGGAUGUAUUUCUAUAUUCAACAUCAACCCACUAUUCAAAGGAGCGGGGUAUGCAGUGAUUUUGGUGAACAUAAUAGCAACAACGUACUUCGCAGCUAUAAUGUCAUUCCCCUUACUGUACAUCUAUCAUUCGUUCACUUCUCCCCUACCCUGGCAGAGCUGUGGAAACUCAUGGAACACUGAUCGUUGUUCUGAGUUAACUGGAAACUCGACAUCUGUAAUUGGUAACACAGGUGCGGUAACGACUCCCGAAGACGAAUUCUUCCAUAUACGUCUACUACAAAUGUCGCCAAGCAUUAACGAGAUCGGUGGCAUUGUGUGGCCUCUGUUCUGUUGCAACCUAAUAUGUUGGGUCUUCGUCUACCUCUGCAUUUGUGGAGGUGUCAAGAGCGUCGGUAAGAUUGUUUACUUCACAGUUUUGUUUCCAUAUGUGGUGCUUUUCGCUUUGUUCAUACGAGGUGUGACUUUACCCGGAGCUGGACAAGGGAUCUUAUAUUUUAUACUACCUGAUUGGAGCCAGUUGAAGAAUCCUAAGGUAUGGGCAGAUGCUGCAACACAGAUAUUCUACUCGCUCGGACCAGGAUGGGGAGGUUUAGUGAGCAUGGCUAGCUUCAACAAAUUUCACUACGAUAAUUUGAGGUCAUCAAUAAUAAUACCAAUAGUGAACAGUGGUACAAGUAUUUGGGCUGGUUUCGUGGUAUUUUCUGUGCUCGGUUUUGCGGCGGAGCGCGCCGGAGUGCCCGUCAGUCAAGUGGCCACGGCAGGUCCGGGACUAGCAUUCAUCACAUACCCAGCGGCUGUCACGUUAAUGCCGGCGCCAAAUUUCUGGGCUAUCACCUUCUUUGUUAUGCUCUUCUUUCUUGGCAUUGAUACAAUGUUUGUGACCAUAGAAGCCGUGAUCACAGGUCUGCUAGACGAAUAUCCUAAGUUGCAUCGGCGCAGAAAACUGAUAACUCUUAUGACUUGUUUGAUACUUUUUUCAAUUUCAACGAUCUGUAAUACCAAGGCUGGUCUACACAUAAUCGGUCUACUGGACUCCCACGUGGCAAUAGCUUGCGUGCCUAUCGUCUGCAUCAUGGAGGUGGUUGCAGCUGUAUACACAUACGGCCAGGAUAAGCUCAGGACCGACGUUCUCUUCAUGACUGGCAGACCACUGAAGAGGUUCUGGCUGAUACUAUGGAGAUAUAUACUGCCAGUUAUUUUAAUGGUGGUGGCCGGCUAUUCGCUGCGUGAAGCUUCAGGUAUAGCUGGCUGGUGUGUUGCACUUGCGUCGGUCGUCUGCAUUCCUAUUUUUGCAGCGAAAACUAUUUACAUGUCCAGAGGACCUCUCCUACAACGGAUCAAAGAGAACUGUCGUGCGAACGCGCUCUGGGGUCCAGCGGAGACUGAAGUCCGAGCUCAGUGGAAUACAUUCCGCAAGAAGAAACUGCACGUGUCCCUAGAUAUAUUAAAUAAUCAUGCAGAUAAAUAA
Molecule: messenger RNA, 1896 nt
Organism: Papilio machaon (common yellow swallowtail)
Lineage: Eukaryota; Metazoa; Arthropoda; Insecta; Lepidoptera; Papilionidae
Product: sodium- and chloride-dependent glycine transporter 1
Exons: 12
Coding region: 211-1896 (561 amino acids)
Biological process (GO): sodium ion transmembrane transport
Cellular component (GO): membrane
Molecular function (GO): glycine transmembrane transporter activity
Source: RefSeq, a predicted model, not a curated record